AGAAAGAUUAACUUGAUUAUUUAGGAUAGAAAUAUUACUUAUAUAUGAGUAAGGAGUUGUUAUGCACCCAACUUAGAUGAAAAACCUCUUAUAUACCAAUAUUUUAAUAUUUUGAAUAAAUGCUUGGUCCCCAUGAUUUUUAUGGUUUUAAAAAAAGGUAUGUGAGGGGUUUUGAAGCGAGGUAUGGUGGUCACUUUUGGUCCAAGUGGUUUGACAACUGAAGUCAAAUCUAUAGAGAUUGACAACAAACCACUACUUGAGGCAUUGCCAGGAGACAAUGUUGGUUUCAACGUUAAGAAUGUCGCCGUGAAGGAUCUUAAACGGGUCUAUGUUGCUUCGAAUUCUAAGGAUGACCCUGCAAAGGGUGCUGCUAGCUUUUCUUCUCACGUCAUCAUCAUUAACCACCCUGGUCAAAUUCGAAAGGGGUAUGCACCAGUUCUUCAUUGUCAUACUUCUCAUAUUACUGUUGAAUUUGAUGAGCUAUUGAGCAAGAUUGACCGGAGGUCUCUGUCUUAUAAAGAGCUGGAGGCGAAACCUGAGUUUUUGAAAAAUGGUGAGGCUGGAAUAGUGAAGAUGGUUCCAACAAAGCCGAUGGUGGUUGAGACUUUCUCUGACUAUCCUCCAUUGGGUCGGUUUGUUGUUAGGGACUUGAAGCAGGCUGUUGGUGUGGGCGUGAUCAUCAGUGUGGAUAAGCUGGAUCCAACCGGAUGAAUGGUAGUUUGUUCUAUGAAUAACUUGAAAUUGAGUUUAAACUAUUUUGUUCUUUUUUAACUUUUUAUGGGUUUGGUUAGUGCAUAUGGUGGUCCGGAAAUUUUUUCUGGAUCAUACUCUGGUGCUUGAUAGGCCGUGGCAUUAUUUCUUGUACUUUCAUGGCUAUUUUACUGUAUGAUAUUAGUGUCGUCUCAUAUCAACUAAUUAAGUAGUUUCCUUGUCUAUUGUAGGACAGUAGACAGUGCAAUGAGUUGUAUUUCGAUUACAUGUGAACUCUGCUCUCAACUCAAAGUUUAAAUAACUAUUGUA
Messenger RNA from Erigeron canadensis, 1020 nucleotides. Its product is annotated as elongation factor 1-alpha 1-like. Bases 184 to 711 code for a protein of 175 amino acids. Lineage: Eukaryota; Viridiplantae; Streptophyta; Magnoliopsida; Asterales; Asteraceae. The record is from RefSeq and is a predicted model, not a curated record. The transcript has a single exon.